This is a messenger RNA of Phytophthora infestans T30-4, 768 nucleotides long. RefSeq lists its product as uncharacterized. Gene Ontology annotation, cellular component: preribosome, large subunit precursor; nucleolus. The transcript has 3 exons. The record is from RefSeq and is a predicted model, not a curated record. Gene Ontology annotation, biological process: maturation of 5.8S rRNA; maturation of LSU-rRNA. NCBI's taxonomy places the organism in Eukaryota, Oomycota, Peronosporomycetes, Peronosporales, Peronosporaceae. Bases 1 to 768 code for a protein of 255 amino acids.
AUGCAGCACGACGAAGUAAUCUGGAGCGUCAUCUCCAACCAGUUCUGCUCCUUCAAGAGCAAACUGCCGGGCACAGGCAACAUGUUUUGCAGUAACCCGUACAAUGUGACGGGUCUGUGCAACCGGUCGGCAUGCCCACUGGCUAACAGUCGCUACGCCACCAUCCGCGAGGAGGACGGUGUGUGCUACUUGUACAUGAAAACCAUCGAGCGCGCGCACACGCCCAACCGUUUAUGGGAACGAGUGAAGCUAAGCAAAAACUACACCAAGUCCCUUGCGCAGAUCGAUGAGCAGCUGCAGUUCUGGCCCAAGAAGCUCAUCCACAAGAACAAACAGAGACUGACCAAGAUCCACCAAUAUCUCAUGCGAAUGCGUAAGCUCACGCUCAAGACAAAACCCAAACUCGUGGUUAUUAACAAGAAAAUCGAGCGUCGUGAGAAGCGCCGCGAGAAGAAGGCCAUGGUGGCCGCUAAGCUGGACAAUUCCAUAGAGAAGGAGCUUCUCGAGCGUCUGCAGAAGGGAACCUAUGGCGAUAUUUAUAAUUUCCCUGAGCGCGAAUUCUCCAAGGUUCUGGCCGACAAGGGCAAGCGCCAAACGAUGGAGGAGGAGAGCGAAGACGAAGAAGAAGACGCGUCCAAGUCUAAGAAGCGCAAGGCACCUGCACCAUCGAAGAACAGCAACAGGAAGCAGAAGAAAUCCAAGGGGCCGUACGUCGAGAUCGAGUACGAACAGGAACAGGAGACGGCCAAUGGUGAUCUCAACUGGUAG